Molecule: messenger RNA, 1197 nt
Organism: Botrytis fragariae
Lineage: Eukaryota; Fungi; Ascomycota; Leotiomycetes; Helotiales; Sclerotiniaceae
Product: putative beta-ig-h3 fasciclin protein
Exons: 4
Coding region: 1-1197 (398 amino acids)
Biological process (GO): macroautophagy
Cellular component (GO): fungal-type vacuole membrane
Source: RefSeq, a predicted model, not a curated record
AUGUAUACACCAUCACUCUUCUCGCUGGCGCUCCUCGCCUCAAGCGUCACUGCAUCGAUCACUGACGCCCCAGCGACAAAUAAUACUGCCUCGGUAGCUGCUGCUAGCACCUCUGGUAUGACGUUAUCCCAAGCGAUCGUAGCUAAUAACGAAACUCUAUCUACUCUUUCCAUGCUUCUCGGACAACAGCCCGCACUAGUAAGCGCGCUCUCCUCCAAUACUUCAUCAGGAAUCACAGUUCUGGCACCAAACAACGCGGCGUUCACGAAAUUCCUUGCGACGCCUGCAAAUAAGGCCGCAGCUGGCCAAAGCGAUGUUGUUGCUGCUGUUCUUCAAUAUCAUGUUUUGAACGGUACAUUUCCAGCCAGCAUGUUUUCAAAGGACGCAAAGUUCAUUCCAACUCUUCUGAAGAAUGAGAGCUACACCCAAGUCACAGGUGGACAGGUAGUACAGGUUGCGCUUGUUGGUUCAAAUGCUGUUGUGACUACCGGAUUAAAAGAGAAAAGUACUACAACACAGACUGAUAUCAUGUUCAAUGGAGGCGUGAUGCACAUCGUUGAUACAGUUCUUACUAUCCCUAUUUCGGCAUCCAUGUCAGCCAUCGACUCAAACCUGUUGUCUCUUGCGGGUGCUCUUAAAACUACUUCCCUCAUAGCACCAGUCGAAUCCCUCAAGGAUGUCACUAUCUUCGCUCCUUCCAAUGAAGCUUUUGAGAGAAUUGGGAACACAGCUGCUGCUCUACCUACAACGCAACUCAGUCAAAUCCUCGAAUACCACGUUCUCAACGGCACUGUCGGCUACUCCACUCUCCUCUCCACCGGGCUAGCCAAUGAAUCUUUCCCAUCGCUCAUGGGUGAAUCCCUCACUGUCACCUCAGAAGACUCCAAAAUUUUCGCCAACAGCGCCGAAGUCAUCGGUGCCGACAUCAUUGUUUCUAACGGAGUCAUGCACAUUAUUGACAACGUUCUCAACCCCUCUAACACAACUGCCGUUACAAACCCUACUGCGACUGAGCAGCCUGUUGCCUUUUCGGGCGCAACUAGUGCAGCAAUCGCGCCAUUCACCAGUGGUAUUACGGCGACAACUACAGCCCCCAGUGCCGCUACGGGCACAUCAGGAAGCGAGAAGAGGAUUGGAGGAGAUAGUUUGGGAGGUGCGGUGGCCGCGGUUGUGGGUGCUGCUAUCAUGCUUUUGUAG